AUGUUUAUGUGCCUUUUCUUCGUUUUGCUGCAUUCUUUUGUUCAAGAAAAUACCAAUAAGUGCUUCCAAAAAUCAAGGUCAAGGUCGGUAACAAUUCGUAGAACUAGGGGACACUGCACAUCGUUGUCGGUCAAUGUGGUCGUAUCAUAUCUCGUCCAUGGGUUGGGGGGCAUCUGCUGGUGGGCUGCAGAAGCAACACAGGUGGCUUGUGGCGCCGGUAUUACAACACAAUACUCCAUGUUGGUCCACAGACUCGAUGGUGGCGGAUCGAUAGGGAGGGCCAUGCCUGGAAAGGGGGGCAGGGGCAGUAGCUCAAUAUCUCAAAAUAGAGAAGUCGCGUCACGGGUCGUUGCUGUCUCGGCCUGAACAUCUGGAGACGCGUUGCAAUGGAUGCUAGCAUCGCCUGCUUUGCUCUGUAACUUCGUCCCAGCUGUGUUCCUGCCUCAUCUUGGUCGGGUCCUCUAGUCUUCUUUGACGUGACUCCCAGGUCAGGAAUCUUCUUGGUGAAUUUUG
This is a messenger RNA of Amoebophrya sp. A120, 513 nucleotides long. The record is from the annotation of a GenBank genome assembly. NCBI's taxonomy places the organism in Eukaryota, Dinophyceae, Syndiniales, Amoebophryaceae.